AUGCAGACCACCACCGCGCCCGCUGCCACUGAGGCUGCCGAGGGCCCUGCCAAGUAUGGCGUCUUCCGGCUUGCCUACGACGUGGCUAAUGAGGACCCAGCGCUCACGCGCAACUGGAAGAAGACGGUGCACAUUGCCGUGACUGGCGCGUCUGGGCAGAUCAGCAACCACCUGCUUUUCAUGCUGGCGUCUGGCGAGGUGUUUGGCCGUGACCAGCCUGUGGCGCUGCAGCUCUUGGGCAGCCAGCGCUCGCGUGAGGCGCUGGAGGGCGUGGCCAUGGAGCUGGAGGACUCACUUUACCCUCUGCUGCGCGAGGUCAGCAUCGGCAUCGACCCGCGCGAGAUCUUCAAGGGUGCGGACUAUGCGCUGAUGGUGGGCGCCCAGCCGCGUGGCCCCGGCAUGGAGCGCGCCGACCUGCUGGACCUGAACGGCCGCAUCUUCAAGGACCAGGGCCAGGCGCUCAACGACGUGGCGAGCCCUGACGUGAAGGUGCUGGUGGUGGGGAACCCCUGCAACACCAACGCCCUCAUCGCCAUGGAGAACGCCCCCCGGAUUCCCCGCAAGAACUUCCACGCUCUCACACGCCUCGACGAGAACAGGGCCAAGUGCCAGCUGGCGCUGAAGAGCGGCAAGUUCUACACCAACGUCAACCGCGUUGCGAUUUGGGGCAACCACAGCACCACCCAGGUGCCUGACUUUGUAAACGCGCGCAUCGGUGGCCGCCCCGCCAUCGACGUCAUCGGCGACAUGAAGUGGUUCAGGAACGAGUUCACCCCUACGGUGGCCCAGCGCGGUGGGGCUCUUAUCAAGAAGUGGGGCCGCUCGUCCGCAGCAUCAACCGCUGUCAGCGUCGCCGAUGCGAUCCGUGCGCUGGUGACCCCCACCGCGCCCGGUGACUGCUUCUCCUCGGGCGUAAUCACGGACGGCAACCCCUACGGCAUCCCCGACGGCCUCAUCUUCUCCAUGCCCUGCCGCUCCACUGGCGAUGGCAACUACGAGAUCUGCGACGACUUCAUCAUUGACGACUGGCUGCGCUCCAAGAUCAACGCCAGCGUGGACGAGCUUGUCAAGGAGAAGGAGUGCGUUGGCCACCUCAUCGGCACCCCCAACCCCGUCUGCCGCAUCACCAAGGACGAUGAGGACACCUGGCUCCCGGGCGAGAACUGA
Molecule: messenger RNA, 1167 nt
Organism: Monoraphidium neglectum
Lineage: Eukaryota; Viridiplantae; Chlorophyta; Chlorophyceae; Sphaeropleales; Selenastraceae
Exons: 8
Coding region: 1-1167 (388 amino acids)
Biological process (GO): tricarboxylic acid cycle; oxaloacetate metabolic process; malate metabolic process
Molecular function (GO): L-malate dehydrogenase (NAD+) activity; L-malate dehydrogenase (NADP+) activity
Source: RefSeq, a predicted model, not a curated record